AUGGCUUCCACCACUUCUAUCAUCUUUGGCCCAACCGGCCACGUCGGCUCUGCCGCAGCUCGUAUUGCACAGCAAUGCGGUGCAAAAGUGGUCCUUGCUCUGCGUGAUACCCUGAGGCCCGUUCCAGGCCUCACCUUAGAGCAGGAAAAGGCAGGGGGCUUCGAAAGGGUGCAAGCUGAUCUCACCAAACCCGAAACGGUUCACGCUGCCGUGCAAGCGACUGGAGCCAAGCGUGCCUUCAUAUACCUUGUGCCGGGCACAACAGACCACAUGAGACGCACUAUCGAAGCUCUGAAGGCCUCCAGUAUUGAGCUUGUUGUCUUCCUAAGCAGUAUCAGUGUACACGGUGACAUCAGGAGCAUAACACCAGCAGACUUCAUUGCGUAUACCCAUGCACAGGUCGAGGUCAACCUUGACGAAGUCUUUGGUAGUGACGGCUACAUAGCGAUUCGACCUGCAUAUUUUAGCACCAAUGCAGGUUGGUGGGCGGGUAUGAUUCGCGAAGGAGAGGUGAAAAUCACGUAUCCGGAUGCAAAACUCGACUGGAUUUCACCCGAAGACAUUGGUCGUGUGGCCGGGACCCUUCUUGUCAAAGAAAUGCAGGCGAGCGAAGGCGCCGAAGAACGCAACUCGAUCCCUCUUUGUGGACCAAAACUGGUCUCCCAGAGAGAUGCCGUGGGAAUAUUUGGCAAGGUGCUUGGCAAAGACAUCAAGGUCACCGAAUUGGAUGAGAAGGAGGGAGUGGAAAACCUGUUAAAUAUUGGCGUACCUGACUUUGUAGCUACGAGGCUGGUUCAGUCCUUGAAACCGAAGGAUAGGCGCGGUGAUGACUUUGACCCGUUCGAAGGAGAGGCGUACGAACAGGCUGUCGCUAAUCUUCAAAAAUACGUCGGCCGGGCUUCAAGCUUGGAAGAGUGGGCCGAGGCAAACAAGGAAGUGUUCAAUUUAUAG
This is a messenger RNA of Penicillium canescens, 951 nucleotides long. RefSeq lists its product as uncharacterized. NCBI's taxonomy places the organism in Eukaryota, Fungi, Ascomycota, Eurotiomycetes, Eurotiales, Aspergillaceae. The transcript has a single exon. The record is from RefSeq and is a predicted model, not a curated record. Bases 1 to 951 code for a protein of 316 amino acids.